This is a messenger RNA of Colletotrichum fioriniae, 1332 nucleotides long. Lineage: Eukaryota; Fungi; Ascomycota; Sordariomycetes; Glomerellales; Glomerellaceae. The record is from RefSeq and is a predicted model, not a curated record.
AUGCGGCUCCCUGGGCCCUCGAUGCCCUCACAACGCCAAAGCCAGACAGCAGCCGGCAUAGCCCUCGUCAUCUUGGCCCUCUUCACAGCCUUUGCUGUGACCCAGGCUGUUCGACCAUCCCAGGCCGAGUCCACUCUCUCUCAGAGGGACAACAUCGUUCAGGCCAGGCAAUUCCUUCCUUGGAUCUUUGGCGGUGGUCAAACUACCACCAUUGCAAGUCCUGCUCAACCCGCCAUUACUACUCCUCUCCCUGCGGCUGCACCACCCACUCCCAACAACCAACAACAGCAAGGUCCUCUUGGCGGCGUCAUUCCUCAAGUAGGCCAUAUCAUUCCCAGUCUGCUCGCUUCUUUGACUUCAGCACUUGCGGCAGUGGUGACUCCGGUUCCAUCCAUCCUCAACCCGGGGAAUGUCGUACCGGUUGUCACCAAAGUUGUACCCGCGCCGGUUGAGUCCAUACUCCACCCUGGCGGCGGCCCCGUUAUCCCAACCGCCAUUCCCAAUGUCGAAGGAUCCAAUGGUGGACUCCUGCCUCCGAUACAGAGUGCAGUCAACAGCAUCGUCGGCGUCGGUGGUUCCACUCUACCUCUGCCUACCGGGCCUGGACUUCCUGUCCCUGUUCCGACACAAGUGGUUGGCGGCAUCCCGGUUUCUGAAGUUACUGCGGCUAUUGGCAACGGCGCCUCAAUCAUCACCAACAUCCCAGAAGUGCUUGUCAGCGUUGUAUCAUCCAUUGUCGGCCAUAUUCCUUCGGCUGUUAACAACCUUCCCUCAGCAAUUCCCGUAUCUGACGUCGUCGGUGCCACCGCAGUCGUCCCAGGCCUCUCGUCUUUAGUUGCAAGUGUUCUGCAGUCAGCUUCAGUCAUUAUGCCGCUUCCAACGACGGCUCCCCAGCUCCCUGAAGACUUGCCUACCGACGGAAAUCUUUGCACCGGAGUCAAGUAUGAGAGCGGGAUUCCUACUUUCAUUGCUGUUCCUUGCCCUGGGCAGUCUUCUCCUCCUGCCACGCCGGCGGCACCUUUAUCUAACCUGCCAGCUUCGAAUUCUGCAGCCGUCCCAGCCAACCCUCCUGUAUCUUCUCAAGUUGGCCUUUCCACUCCUGCAGCAAUCCUGACAGCUGGAGCUUUGCAGUCGCCCCCAGCAGCAUCAUCUCCGGCUGGUGGCGCGAACGCUACUCCUCCUGCCAGCAUUCCUUCGACGCAAGCUGGAGCCGGAGGCCCUGGCAAUAAUGGCCAACCACAGAGUACUGCUUCAGCAGGCCAGCCUCAAUCACCUGUGCAAUCUUCAGGUUCGGUGGAUCCCAAGCCAGCGGCGCAGGAGGUCCACCGAUAG